Ectocarpus sp. CCAP 1310/34 is the source of this 2061-nucleotide messenger RNA. NCBI's taxonomy places the organism in Eukaryota, Phaeophyceae, Ectocarpales, Ectocarpaceae. The record is from the annotation of a GenBank genome assembly.
CUCUCUUUGCUCAGGACAGCUUCUCUACGCACAGUAGUGGUGUUAGUCACCUCUUGUUCGACUUCAACAGUUUUCCGGAGAAUACGGGAGACAUUGUCGCCAGAGACAUCUCGGUACGUGGUUGCUGUGCAAAGCUGCGGCUGGCUCUUGCUGGGUGAGAGAUGAGAGGCAUGGAAAGAUCUCCACCCGACCUUCAGGCAGCCGCCGCCGGUGUCUUGCUCGCCAUCGGAGUGGCCGUGGCAUUCUGGGUUAUCGCGCGCCGCGGAAGGAAGAGCGUUACGUCCGCUCUGGCAGGCAUUCGGUCUCUACGCGGCUUCGAGCCAGAGGAAGUCCUGAAGGAUGAGGACGACGGCCGUGUGGUCACUUUUCUGGGCCGUUUCGCAUGGCAGAAGGAAGGCGAGGUUGCCCUUGUCAAGCUUAUCGCCAAGCCGCUGUCGUUGAGCGGGCUCAAGGACAACCUUAGUCGGCUGAGUAUCCGGCUGAAGAGCGACAGCGGCGCCGAGUACUCCUUCUACGACUGCUCCUUGUCGCUGUGGUACACCUUCCUGCGCGGCCUCGAAGGAAACAGCUACUCGCUUGAGGUUGUGGCACCCGCCUCGGAGCGCACGGUCAACCGCAACCGUCCCGUGACUACCGCGAUGCUCACGGAAACCGCCGAGAUGCACGCCUCCGUAACCGGCCCGCAUAUGGACAGGAUCGUGGGGGACGGCAAGUCCCUGUCCUGGCUGUUCAACGUGCUCUCCAAGGAAAAAGAGGCCGAGCGCGUUCUGUACGAGGACGAAGACCCGGAGCACGGGUUCCUCCUGAACAUUGACACCAAAUGGCGGACGCACCCCGACAUCUCCACCACGCCUCGGCAUGAGUGGGAGGGACACCCAAGCGUGGGGGAGCUAUACUGCUUGGCCAUCAGCCACCAGCGAGGCAUCCGGACGCUGAGAGACCUUCGCGCGAAGCACGUUCCCAUGCUCAAGGAGAUUUACGGGCGCGGUGUGGAAACUAUCGAGGCGGUCUACGGGGUGCCCGAGGACCAGUUGCGAGUGUUCGUGCACUACAUGCCGCAGUUCUUUCAUUUCCACGUGCACUUUACCAGGCGAGUAGUGUUACACAACACAAUCGGGGUGGAGGCGGAGCGAGCCCACCUACUUGUAGACAUCAUCCAAAACCUCGAGAGAGACAGCUACUUUUACGAGACGCGUACGAUGCAGUUCGGGGUCCGCGAGAACGACGCCCUCCACACGGCCUUCAAGAACGCGGGCGAGGCUUGAACCUAUUCUAGUUGUUGCCUUUACAGGUCAGCUUGACAUGGCCGCUGCCCUUGUGUUGUGUGUGUGACGGAAUGAGCUUGUGUUCCUGGUUUACGUUGUGUGUGUGCUUAUCCCAUCUAGUCUACGCUUUCGGUGCGUUUGUUUAGCGUGUCAGAUGGGAGUCAUGCAGGUUUCCUUUCAUUAUGUUUAUUGUGCCUCACCGCCUGAGGUGCUAGCCUUGUUUAGUUGCUAGGAGGGUUGAACCAUCCCAUUCCCUCAUCGAUCGUGAAGUCUAAGUGUUCGUUCUCACGAUUUACCCGUGUUCCACCACGAAGUGCAAUAUUGUUUGCCCACUGCAGGGAGAAAAAAUCGAACUCUAACCUGCUAUCGGUAUUGGGUUGGAGGUUAACCAUUAGACUACCGGGGCGACUUUGAUUUGGCACACUUUUGUUGCCCUGGUAGCGGUGAACCUUGUAUGAUGAGAGCAAUCCGGGGGGCGAUGACGAGUCCGCUUGGCUGCCGAACCAGAUGAUGCUUCAUGUCGAAUCAAUAUCUCGUUCGUCAUACGGAGAUGACUCGUCCUGAGCUCUCUGGUUCGCUCUUUUCGUGUCCGGUUUGCCGCGGCCAUGGCAUCUUUGCCAAGCGCAGCUCUUUCGUCGGUGGCAUGCAACCCGUUCGCCCCGGUAGUGUAGUUGAUACCCUCGAAAACCUUCUUGUGGUCAGGGUCAGGCGUUCGAAUCCCGGCUCAAGCGAGCUUUUCCUGCAGAGUGAGUUUUUCUCUCGCUUCCGUGCAUCGCCUGGGUGGAAAGCGCUAGUU